AUGGAGACCAGUGAGACCAGAGAGACCAGUGAAACCAGUGAGACCACCGAAACCAGUGAAACCAGUGAGACCAGUGAAACCAGUGAAACCACUGAGACCAUGGAGACCAGUGAGACCAGAGAGACCAGUGAAACCAGUGAGACCAGUGAAACCAGUGAAACCACUGAGACCAUGGAGACCAGUGAGACCAGAGAGACCAGUGAAACCAGUGAGACCAAGACCAGGGAGACCACUGAGAUCAGGGAGACCAGAGAGACCAGUGAGAUCAGGGAGACCAGAGAGACCAGUGAAACCGGUGAAACCAGUGAGACCAGUGAAACCAGUGAGACCUCUGAGACCAUUGAGACCAGUGAAACCACUGAGACCAUGGAGACCAGUGAGACCAGUGAAACCAGUGAGACCACUGAAACCAGUGAAACCGGUGAGACCAGUGAAACCAGUGAAACCACUGAGACCACUGAGACCAUGGAGACCAUGGAGACCAGUGAGACCAGAGAGACCAGAGAGACCAGUGAAACCAGUGAGACCACUGAAACCAGUGAAACCAGAGAGACCAGUGAGAUCAGCGAGAUCAGGGAGACCAGUGAGAUUAGGGAGACCAGAGAGACCAGUGAGGCUGACGGAGGAAAACCAGCAGCAGGAGAGAGGCUGAGUCCGUGUUUGUCCGACAGGUGGAGCCGGAGCUGA
This is a messenger RNA of Plectropomus leopardus (leopard coralgrouper), 687 nucleotides long. The record is from RefSeq and is a predicted model, not a curated record. Lineage: Eukaryota; Metazoa; Chordata; Actinopteri; Perciformes; Serranidae.